CCUCCCCCUGCUCCACCGCUCCCACCUACUAGCAACCACCCUCUGCUCCAGCGAUCCAGUCCUUCUUGCUGGAAAACGCCAUGGUCGGAAAUAUCUAAAACGAAAUGUCAAGUGUCAGUACGGGGUGCGCGGAAACUGCAGUCGAACCGUGGUUGUAAGGUUUUCUCAGACAUGACAGUCAUGUUUCCAUGGAUGAGACGUGGCAUUCCAAGGCGCUGUCGCUGUCUUCUUCACAGUGCUGUCCAACUCCUUUGUUGCGCAUUUGCCGUCUUCAUAUUUGCACUUCUCUUUAUACUUUUCUUCCGAGCCAUUCUCAUUCAACACCGUUUGGAUGUUGAACUAGGAGCACGUCCAGAGGAAACAAAGGAUCUGGUAGAUGAAGCUCGGAGUAUGGAACGAGCCGAAAGAUUAGCAGGUGCAUUAAAGAUUCCAACUAUUUCAUAUAAAACUGAUCAACAAGAAACUCAGGCAUUUCACACUCUUCACGACUAUCUACAAAAGAGUUUUCCUAUAAUCCAUUCGCAUCCUGCUGUCAAACGAGAAAUAGUAAAUGAAUUAAGUCUCUUGUACACUGUGCAUGGAACAAAAUCAGGCAAUAUACCGUAUUUAUUGGCAUCUCAUUUGGAUGUAGUGCCUGUUAAUGAAAAAGGAUGGGCACAUCCUCCUUUUGGAGGAUUUAUUGCCAACAAUACUUACAUCUAUGGACGUGGAGCUAUAGAUGACAAGGGUGGCGUACUUGGCAUACUGGAAGCUUUAGAGUAUCUUCUUGAACAGGGCUAUAGGCCCCAUCGCACAUUUUUUAUUGCAUUUGGACAUGAUGAAGAGGUAUCAGGUAAACGUGGAGCUCAGGAAAUAGCUAAGUUACUCCAACAAAGAGGGAUCAAAGAAUUAGAUUUUGUGCUUGAUGAAGGUUUUCCCGUGAGUGAUGAACUGAUUCCAGGAACAAGUCGACCUGUUGCCAUGGUUGGUGUCUCAGAAAAAGGAACAGCAACUGUUGAAUUGAGCGUAACUGGAACUCCGGGACACUCAAGCUUUCCCCCUGCAGAAUCAGCAAUUGGAAUUCUUGCAGCUGCCCUUGCCCGAUUGGAGCACAAUCCAUUGCCAUCUAUGUUUGGAUAUGGCCCAGAGAAAAACAUGUUUGAGUAUAUUGCACCCCAUGUUUCCUCAUUCUAUAAAACAGUGUAUAGUAACCUGUGGUUCUUUGGAAAAAUGAUGGAGUAUAAAAUGGAAAGUCAACCCAUAACAAAUGCUUUUGUCCGCACAACUACUGCCAUUACUUUAUUUCAUGGUGGAGUGAAGGAAAAUAUUGUACCUCCUUCAGCCACUGCUGUAGUAAACUUUCGCAUUCAUCCUGCCCAGACUGUCAAUGAAGUUGUGGAUUACACAAGGAAUAUUAUUGCUGACCCACGAGUUCAGUUAAAAAUAAAACGAUCUCGUGAAUCACAUCCUGUUUCUCCACAUGGGCCUCACAGUGUGCAAUACCAAAUGGUGUCAACAUCUAUUCGUCAAAUAUUUAGACAGGCCAUUGUAGUUCCAGCUGUAUUUAUUGCUAACACUGAUACAAGAUGGUAUUUGAAUUUUACGACAAAUCUUUACCGUUUUUUACCAACUAUGGUGAAGUUGAGUGAUGUUCCGAGAUACCAUGGCAAUAAUGAGCGCAUAUCUGUUGAGCACUUUCACCAAGCAGUCAACUUUUACUACCGUGUGAUGAAAAACGCAGACCUUUUAAUCCUAAAUGGACAUACUACUCGCCCUUUUGCUGCUGAACUUUAAAUGAAUGCUUUAAUUUAUUAAUAAUGCAUACAUGCAACCUCAGCUACUUCCUUAUUUAAUUGUCUGACAAAUUUAUUAUUUUGGAUUAUAAAAUGAUCCUGGAUGUGUUGUAACAAAUAUUACACCCUGUCCCUAUAGCUUAGGAUAAAAACCAUUGUACAAAAACCGUAGGAUGACAGUGAGUACCUACUUAAUACCUUAAGUUAUUGAAUGAACAUUUUUAGAGGCUUUGUUUGGGUAAAAAAUCCAUUAUGUAACUAUAGGAUGUGAGAGUAUUUACCUGUAUACAAAUUGAUGUUUACUCUUUCAUCUAUCAGCAAUUUGCCAAAUUUGUCUUGAGCUGUAAAACCAGUGAAGAGCUAAACUACUCAGUAGCUCAGUAUUUAAUACAGUCAUUAACUUCCAAGAAAAAAUUAUGAAUCCUAUAAUUUAUAGAUGUAAGCGCGCGAGGGUUCAUACUAACAUCCUUACCAUUAUAAAUCUUCCCACACGAGGAAAACUAAUGUAAGUGUAAAAUACGAAAGCAGUGUCAGUAUUAUUGUUAAUUUUUUUGGACUGAUUCGUUUAUAGUGUUGCUCAGCUUCUGAUGAAAUGGUCAGUGAGGUAUGAGUGCGGCACGUGAACCUGCCUUACAAUGGCUAUGAAGUUGCCAAUUUUAUUUUAGUCUAGUUUUGAGGUAAUAAUAAAGGCAGCUUUCUAGAAAUAAGCUUGUUUGGUGUGUGAAAGAACUGCCAAUUCUGAGGAGGUAUCUGAGCAUAGGUAUUUGACAGGGUGCAGUCUGUAAAAUUGCCAUUGUGAUAAUUAAUUUACAUGAGCAUUGUUUUGUGAAAUGUCUUGGAACAAUUUUCUUUCUUCUUAAGUACCAUAUUUGUUAAGGCAAGACUCUUGUUUUUUAAAUCAAUUUAUUUAUUUUCAUGAACUUCUCUAAGUUGAGCUUCUUUUUAACUUUCUCUUCAUUUUAUUUUUGAAUACAAAAAUGGUACUAAUUUAUUUGCCAUUGUGAGUUGAAGAUGAAGCUAACUUCGUACUAACUUUCAAGAUCAACUUCUGGAGUAAAUAAAUAAACCCUUCAACCUUGAGAAAUCAUGCGUGCUUUUUUUGUGAGAGACUGAUGUGAAUUGUGACAAAAUUAUUAUCUUUUGUACAUAUCAAAAGGGCAGUCCAUUGUUUGUUGUAGUUGUAGUUUGUGUUAUUUUGUGUGUGAGAAGAAAAUGUUUAAUCUGUGGUCAUUCUUUCCCUAACAAAUGUGAACAAAAUAGCCUUACCUUUUUUCUGUUUAAUUUUUUUGACAAUAUUUGUGUUAAGCGCAGGGAAAAAUUUCAUGUGUUAUCUUUACAUGCCAGUACCAGACAGAAAUGUGCCACAAAUUCAAGUCCUUGCAAAUUUGCGGAAAAAAGGUUAUGGUAGAAAAAUGUGUAAGUGUAGAUAAGAAACUGGUGUUAAGUGUGACAGGCAAGUGAUAUUUUGUUGAGUUUGCUUGUUUUCUAAUUCAAUGUGGACAAGUUAAAAAUGUGAUGUGAUAAAUUUUGCAUGUGCAAACUCCCUGUUGUAAUGAGUAAGUGAGUAAAUAAGAAACACAUUGCCUGUGUGUAUAGAAAAUGUACUCAUGAGUAUUCUUGAUGAGAAUAAAAUUGAACGUUAGAAGAGAAA
This is a messenger RNA of Frankliniella occidentalis (western flower thrips), 3423 nucleotides long. Its product is annotated as N-fatty-acyl-amino acid synthase/hydrolase PM20D1-like. Lineage: Eukaryota; Metazoa; Arthropoda; Insecta; Thysanoptera; Thripidae. The transcript is spliced from 9 exons. Gene Ontology annotation, biological process: amino acid metabolic process. The coding region runs from base 172 to 1773 and encodes 533 amino acids. The record is from RefSeq and is a predicted model, not a curated record. Gene Ontology annotation, molecular function: metallocarboxypeptidase activity; hydrolase activity, acting on carbon-nitrogen (but not peptide) bonds, in linear amides.